AUGUCUGAUCUCAAAGUAGAGACAAUUGAAACUCAGCCUUUCCAAGAUCAAAAGCCAGGUACUUCAGGAUUGAGGAAAAAGGUCACCGUUUUCCAACAGCCUCACUAUACCGAAAACUUUAUCCAGGCAAUUCUCGAUGCUAUCCCCGAAGGCGCCCAGGAUGCGACUUUGGUCAUAGGAGGAGACGGCAGAUAUUACAACGACGUCGUUAUCCAAUUGAUUAUUCAAAUCGCUGCUGCCAACGGCGUCAAGAAGAUUAUUCUCGGACAAGACGGAAUCUUAUCGACACCAGCUACGUCCCACGUGAUUAGAACCUAUAAAGCCACCGGUGGCAUAAUCUUGACUGCAUCGCACAACCCUGGUGGACCCAAGAAUGACUUGGGCAUCAAGUACAACUUGGGCAACGGCGGCCCCGCGCCUGAGUCCGUCACCAACAAGAUCUACGACAUCUCCAAGCAAUUGAAAAGUUACAAAAUCUUGCCGCUUGCAAAAACCGACAUUUCCAAAAUCGGCGAGACGAAAGCAGGACCAAUUCAAGUGCAAGUCAUCGAUUCAACCAAGGACUAUGUUGAGAUGUUGAAGGACAUUUUCGACUUUAACUUGAUCAGGUCCUUUAUCGAAAAAUCAAAGGCCAAGGGGUUCAAAGUCUUGUUUGAUGCAUUGAACGGUGUCACCGGUCCAUACGGAUACAAGAUCUUUGUCGAAGAAUUAGCGUUACCGGAAUCCUCGAUUCAAAACUACAAGCCCUUGCCCGACUUUGGAGGAUUGCACCCUGACCCAAACUUGACCUAUGCGCACACAUUGGUUGAUCGAGUCGAUAAAGAGCACAUUGCAUUUGGUGCUGCUUCCGAUGGUGACGGCGACAGAAACAUGAUUUACGGUGCUGGAACGUUUGUUUCCCCAGGUGACUCAGUCGCCAUCAUCUCGGAAUACGCCGACGCCAUCCCAUAUUUCAAGAAACAGGGAGUUUACGGCUUGGCUAGAUCGAUGCCCACCUCGGGAGCUAUUGACUUGGUGGCCAAGGACAAAGGGUUGAACGUGUACGAAGUGCCCACUGGCUGGAAAUUCUUCUGUAACUUGUUUGAUGCCAAGAAGUUGAGUAUCUGCGGUGAAGAAAGCUUUGGUACCGGUUCCAACCACAUCAGAGAAAAAGAUGGCUUGUGGGCGAUUGUAGCUUGGUUGAAUGUCUUGGCCGACUACCAUUCCAAACACCCGGACUCAGACACCUCGAUUGAGAUUGUCCAGAACUCAUUCUGGGAGAAAUACGGCAGAACGUUCUUUACGAGAUACGACUAUGAAGAAGUCUCGAGCGAAGGCGCCAACAAGUUGAUUGCAUUGUUGCAAGAGAUCAUCGACUCCAAGAAACCGGGCGAUGAAUUGAAGCCCGGCUACGUCAUCAAGGAAGCAGAUAACUUCUCCUACACCGACUUGGACGGAUCUGUUGCCUCGAAGCAAGGUUUAUUCAUCAAGUUUGAGAACGGCUUGAGAUUUGUGGUUAGAUUGUCGGGAACUGGAUCAUCGGGGGCUACAGUGCGUCUUUAUUUGGAAAAACACUCGAGUGAUAAAUCGCAAUACAAACUUUCGCCAGACCAAUUCUUUAAAUCCGAUGUCGAGUUUGUCUUGGAUCUUUUGAAAUUCAAGGAAUUCUUGGGCAAAGACGAACCAGAUGUGCGUACAUAA
Lodderomyces beijingensis is the source of this 1680-nucleotide messenger RNA. The record is from the annotation of a GenBank genome assembly. Lineage: Eukaryota; Fungi; Ascomycota; Pichiomycetes; Serinales; Debaryomycetaceae.